This is a messenger RNA of Rotaria sp. Silwood2, 1848 nucleotides long. The record is from the annotation of a GenBank genome assembly. Lineage: Eukaryota; Metazoa; Rotifera; Eurotatoria; Philodinida; Philodinidae.
AUGAAGUCGAUCGAACCAAAUGCAUCGAACAGUAGUUCAAAUAAACCACCACCUUAUCCUGUUGAAAGUUCAACAGUGAUUAAUAAUUCACCAAUACUUGAUCCAAAUACAACUGAUUUAGUCACUGCUGUUCAAUAUGGUUUUUAUGAUCGUGUUGUUGAAUUAAUUGAAACUAAUCCACAACUUGUAACAGCAUCACUUGAUGAUAAAAUAACAUUACUUCAUUGGGCAGCAAUUAAUAAUCGAAUUGAUAUAGCUAAAUAUUUAAUAAAUAAAGGAGCAAAAGUUGAUGCUAUUGGUGGUGCACUUAAUUCAACACCAUUAUAUUGGGCUAUACGUGAUGGAAAAUUAGAAAUGACUGUAUUUCUAUUAUCUUGUGGAGCACAAACUUCUUUAGUUGAUGGUGAAGGUUUUUCAUGUAUACAUAUAGCUAGUAUAUUUGGUCAUACACCUAUUGUUGCUUAUUUAAUAGCUAAAGGAGAAGAUAUUAAUUUACCUGAUACACUUGGUAUUACACCGUUAAUGCAUGCUGCUUAUCGUGUGAGAAAUCGUGAUCCAACUCAAUUACUUGUUCGACUUGGUGCUUCUGUACAUGAACAAAAUCCAAAUAAUAAAUAUACUGCUCUUCAUUAUGCUAUAUCUGGUAAUAAUUCUGAAGCUAUUCGUGUACUACUUGAUGCUGGUGCGAAAACUAGCAUACGUAAUGCUGAUAAUGAAGAUGCAUUUGACCUUGCAGCUAAAUCAACUCAAGCUCGUUAUUUAGUAUUUCUUUUAAGUCAAUUAACUUCUUCAAAUACUUAUUUGCCAAGAUGGUUACAAGUUGAUCGUUCAAUACGUCGUUUAGGAACAAAAGCCUUACCAUAUAUUAUUCUUAUAAUUGUUGCAUAUAUUCUCGAUUUAAGUCUAUGGUUUAUUUAUAAAGGUUUUCUUAUGCUUGCAUUGUUUUUAUUGACACGUGGUUAUAUAUUUGUAUUCUUUGAUGAAGAUGUAAAUCGAUAUUUACCAAUAGCUAUAGCACAAGCAUCUAUAUUUUGGCUCUAUGCAUGCUAUUUAUAUUAUUUUCUACCAUAUGUACAUGUAAUGUCCUUUAAUUUUCUUGGUCUUGCUAUAUUUACAUAUUUUUCAUGGCGUACUUAUUAUCUUGCACAAAAAGUUGAUCCAGGUUAUAUUGUAACGAGUAGUGAACAACAACAUCGAAUAAUUAUUCAAUUAAUUGAACAAAAUUUAUUUGAUAGUGAACAUUUUUGUACAUGGUGUCUUGUUCGACGACCAUUAAGAUCAAAACAUUGUCGAGAAUGUCGAAGAUGUGUAGCAAGAUUUGAUCAUCAUUGUCCGUGGGUUGAUAAUUGUGUUGGUGAUAAAACUUUACCAUAUUUUACUGGUUUUGUAUUUUUUACACCAUUAUGUCUUUGUUUUUUUCUUUAUGGUGCUUAUAUAUAUUUUCGACUUCAUUGCAAUAUAUUAUCAUUAGAAACAAUAAUAGAAAUAUUUCAUUGUAAACCAUCGGUAAUAUGGUUUACAGCAAUUGCAUUUUGUCAUACUAUGUGGAUUAGUGGUCUUUGUAUAACAGUUCUAGCUCAAGUUGUAGUUGGUUUUACAACAAAUGAACGAUUUAAUUUUUGGCGUUAUAAAUAUUUGAAAUCACCAACGGUAACUCCAUUUUCAUUUGGUUGGAAACAAAAUUUAGUUGAUUUAAUUAAUCGACGUAUACUUUGGUAUGCGCCAUCAAAUAUUGAUUGGACAUGUAUUUAUACAAUAGAUGAUUUUAAUGAAUCAAUUCCAGUACGAUUAAAACGAACGACAAAUUCGUCUUCGAAUAAUUCUUCAAAAUAUCCAUUCGAUGUUUGA